Messenger RNA from Manis pentadactyla (Chinese pangolin), 4727 nucleotides. RefSeq names its product Wnt family member 9B (gene WNT9B). The transcript is spliced from 4 exons. The record is from RefSeq and is a predicted model, not a curated record. Bases 36 to 1112 code for a protein of 358 amino acids. Gene Ontology annotation, molecular function: cytokine activity; frizzled binding. Gene Ontology annotation, biological process: cell fate commitment; multicellular organism development; canonical Wnt signaling pathway. Lineage: Eukaryota; Metazoa; Chordata; Mammalia; Pholidota; Manidae. Gene Ontology annotation, cellular component: extracellular region.
GAGGAGAUGCGCCUGGGCGCCGCGCCGCCGGCAUCAUGCACCCCCAGCUCGCGCUGGCCCUGGCUGCGCUCUGCCUGCUGGCGCUGCCCGCUGCCGCCGCCGCUGCCUACUUCGGCCUGACCGGGAGGGAGGUCCUGACGCCCUUUCCAGGACCGGGCGCUGCUGGGGCCCCAGCCCGGGGCGGGGCCCACCUGAAGCAGUGUGAUCUGCUCAAGCUGUCGCGCCGGCAGAAGCAGCUGUGCCGGCGGGAGCCUGGCCUGGCCGAGACCCUGCAGGAUGCCGCGCACCUCAGCCUGUUGGAGUGUCAGUUCCAGUUCCGGCAGGAACGCUGGAACUGCAGCCUGGAGGGGAGGACAGGACUGCUCAAGAGAGGUUUCAAGGAGACGGCCUUCCUGUAUGCAGUGUCCUCGGCGGCGCUCACCCACACUCUGGCCCGGGCCUGCAGCGCUGGGCGCAUGGAGCGCUGCACCUGUGAUGACUCUCCGGGCCUAGAGAGCCGGCAGGCCUGGCAGUGGGGUGUGUGUGGUGACAACCUCAAGUACAGCACCAAGUUCCUGAGCAACUUCCUGGGGCCCAAGAGAGGGAGCAAAGAUCUGAGGGCACGAGCAGAUGCUCACAACACUCAUGUGGGCAUCAAGGCCGUGAAGAGUGGCCUCAGGACCACGUGUAAGUGCCACGGUGUGUCAGGCUCCUGCUCUGUGCGCACCUGCUGGAAGCAGCUCUCCCCGUUCCGCGAGACAGGCCAGGUGCUGAAGCUGCGCUAUGACUCAGCCGUCAAGGUGUCCAGUGCCACCAAUGAGGCCUUGGGCCGCCUGGAGCUGUGGGCACCCUCCAGGCUUGGCAGCCCCUCCAAGGGCCUUGCCCCGCGGCCUGGGGACCUCGUCUACAUGGAGGACUCGCCCAGUUUCUGCCGGCCCAGCAAGUACUCGCCGGGCACAGGGGGCAGGGUGUGCUCCCGGGAGGCCAGCUGCAGCAGCCUCUGCUGCGGGCGGGGCUAUGACACCCAGAGCCGCCUGGUGGCCUUCUCCUGCCACUGCCAGGUGCAGUGGUGCUGCUAUGUGGAGUGCCAGCAGUGUGUGCAGGAAGAGCUCGUGUACACCUGUAAGCACUAGGCUCACUGCCUGCGCGCCCUCUGGGGAUGGCCAGGAGCUCCCACGGUGCCCGGCCACCUGGAAGCCACCCAGCGGUCCAGCCAGCGCCUGGCAGGCACACACAGUGUGCACGAGCUCACCAGUAUGUGCCAGUGUAGACACUCCUCCCUCCACUGGGCCUGAGCAGCCUUCUCCUCCCUCAAUACUCAGCAAAGAGAAGUUCAGGCCCCACCCCCAAGCCUGAGGGUCCCCAGCCUUGUUGAGGACUUGGAGCAGGAGGGCAGUGGGAAAGGAUGUGAAGGAGGACAGGGAGACCAAGAGGAGGGCAGGACUGAAGCUUUGGAGGAGGAGAGAGGGUUUAUCCUGCCGUCUCAGUUCCUGGGCUGAGAGGCCUGGGGACAGCCGGAUGCCAGGAGGCGAGCCGCUGGGCCGGGAAGACCCGGGAGGCAGGGCUGGCUGGAAGCAAAGGCUGGCAUCUGGCUGGAAUGGGUCCGUCUGGCCCUCAGGCCCUGCUCAGACUGCAGUGAGCCCGGGGGGCCGUAUGUCUUCACUACCCCUGUGGUUUUGCUGUGCUAAAGAAGCGGCCAAAGGCCAAGUGAUAGGAGCUGUUUCUUCGGAGAAAGGAAGGCUUUCUGGGCUUGAGGGGACCCAACUCAGAUACGUGCCCAGGAGCCCUGUGUCCUUGAUUUGCUUUAUAAAAUAGGCCUGCAAUGAGGCCUCAUGCUUGUCUUGAGAGCUGAGUUACCCACCCCCACCCCCUCUGCUCAGUAAGAGCAGCAGGGAUGCAAGGCCAGCAGGGAGAGCUGGUCCCCCGGGUGGGGCUCAGAUGGUGCACCGAGGUUGCUCAGGGAGACGGUGACCCCACACCUACUUCCCUCAUUUACCCUGGGACACGGAACCUUUAGUCCGUCCCGGGAGAGGGUGACAGGAGCUCAGUUUCUCAGCCUGCUUUGGUCAACUGCCCGUGGCUGCAGUCCACCUGUGCGGUGAGGCCCUGACGCGGCUGACAUUCGUGAUACAGGAGAGAUGGUUUCUGAGUUCUGAUGCUGGUUACGUUUCUACUCUUACAGCUACUCACCUAAUUAGGUUUUGUGCCCUGGUGGGAGGUAUUGGUGCAGGAAAGCCUUUGCUAAGCCUAGCUCCUUGGGGACCCCUUCAUUUACUAAUGGCCCCUGUCUUUGGUUCUUAACUGAGGAAUAGAAGUGACUUUGCUCUGAUCCUGUGGACAUUUCCAGGGUCACCUCCUAAGCCCUGUGUGGGAGGAGGAAAGAGAAACUGGAAUGGACACACACAUAUGCACCCCUUAGGCCUGCCAGGCUGAGGGUUCCUGUCUAGUGGCACACACCUCUCUGGUUCAGGACCAAGGGGUCAGUGGCAGGGGUCACUCUGCUGGAGGCUGCAUGCUUCCCCGGCGCAGGGCCCAAUGUCAGCCAGGGGGAGGUGCCCUCCUUCGGGAAGCCCUUGGCCACUUUGCCUGUCCUGCCGCACCCUCCGUCAGCUUCCUUUCUCCCUGAGCCCAGAGGUGCUGACCCUCUGCUGAAACAGGAAGCUUCUGAGUUAGCUGAAUGCUCAGAAGCCAUCGUGCAUGCCCCAGGAAGAAGCCCCUGGGGCUCCCUGAGACCUCCAAGGGGUAGGAGGCAUUGCCCGGCCUUAGGCGGAUCAGGGAAGCCUGGGAGGUGCUGGAAGGAUUUUUGGCUGCAGAGACCGAUGAGAAACCAAACGGACCUGAGGGCCCCCCCCCAGACUGGCUUUGCUGACCCAAGCGGUUGGCCCACAUCUUGGCAAGAAGAGCAGAAAGGAAAGAGGGCUGGUUUUCUAGUUUCUUCCACUCUCCCACCACAUGGAGACUUCCUCUCUGCCAGCCUGAUCCAUCUUGCUCCGUACACCUGGCUCAGCCCCAGGCAUGAGGUGGUGGAGGCCUCACUGGCAAGAAGAAGGGACCUCAUCUGCCAACAUGCCAUCUUUGCCUCAGCUUCAUGGCCACCAGUGCUGGGGCUGAAGGAGGAUAAAGGGCCGGCUCUGAGGGCCCCUUGGCCUGCGGGGUCCUCCCUGUCCAGUCCUCUCCCUCUCUCCUCUUCCUUGCUCCCACCCCUAUUGCCCACAAAGGUCCACCUCAGCCCUGCUAGGGCCCCUGAGGACCAGUGACCACAAACCCUUCUAUUCUACAACUUAAAGGGAAAGACUCACAGGGUAUUUUUUUUUUUUUUGUCUACCUCACAUAUAUAGUUUUUAGGGCAAAAGAGUAUAAUUUAUAUAGCUAAGAUAUAUGAGAAAAUAAUUUAUCUUAUUUAUAUAGUUUCUAUAUUUCACGCACAGCACCUGUGGGUUUUGGGUGUCUUGCCAGAAGCCGUCUGUCUGGGCCCCCACUGAGCUGGACACCAAGUGGCCAGGGAGGGUGUCUCGUAGGCUCCUGUGUCCCACAGCCGGGGCUGUCUUGAGGCUGGUGAGAAGGCGUCGCCUCUGUGCAGAAGCCCUGGGGCGCUUAAUCCAGAUCUGCCUUGUGAAGUCUUUGUAAAUUCUCUGCUCUCCUGGGUCCCAGGCCCCUCUUCUGCCCUGGCCAAACUGUCCUGCUCACAAUAAUAAUGACAACAGAGGUGACCACACCUUGCAUUUGCAAAGCACUUUCAAUCUUCAGAAACACUUUUGUCCUUUAAUCCCACUCGAUUUCCCCACCGUCCUUGUGAGGUUGGUGGGGCCACAUUACUAUGCCCACCCGCCUGGUAUAUAGAUGCGGCCCAGAGAAGGAGGGCUCUGCUCAAAGUCACACUAAAAAGGUUCAUUCAAUGAUAUUAAGUGAGUUUCUACGUAGGCUACCUGACUUCCCCUGACCUGGGAGCCCCAGGCUACACCCUGGGCACACCCUGAGCCCAAGAAACCAGGGAAGUGGCUGCUUCCGGGGCUGUGUGUGAGCCUGGCCUUUUGGGUCUGGAUGCAAGUCAGCAUUCCUCCAAGUGGGGUCCUGUGUGUUAGGGGCUGGGACUGCCAUGGAGCCCUGGAGAGAUGUGGCCCCCUGGAGGCCACGCCAGGGGCUCCACCAUCCGGCCCUCGCUCCUGCUGCCCACACUGCCCACAGAUGGGUUCUGUUUGCUCUCAUUUGUGUUUUUCUUUUAAAGAUGUGUUGCUUUCCAUUGGAUUUCUGGCCUGUCUUAUAAAAUCAGCUGUGUUGGCAAACUGGGCCUACAGCCCACAGUCAGGCAGUUAAUCCUCUCCGGACGCAUGGGGGCUCCCCAGUUUGCUGAGUACCCUCCACCUCAGCCCACCUCACUUACGGACAUUCCUGCCCGGCUCUUAGGGGCACAUCGUGUCUGUCCCCAGGUCCACAUAAACCAAGCUUCCUUGGUUCGUCCAUUGCCUGGCAGACAGACUGACAGACAGACUCAUGUCAGCCCUAAAGAUUAUUUCUUGCUGUCCAGUUUCCUUUGUCAACAACCAUGAACUUCAAAUUAUUUUUGUCUCAGCCAUUUAAAAAUUAUAAUGGGAACUAGCGUAUAUCAAGCACCUGUUGUGUCCAACCAUUCAAUCAACAAUUAUUUAGGGAGCACCUACUGAGCUCCAGGCGCCUCUCUGGGUGCUGGGGGGCAGCAGUGGGCAACACCAGUUCCUGCCCCAUGGGCUGACUCUCUAGUCAGGGAGAGA